GUUUAUUUGGCUCGCUCACACACAGGAACACACUACACACAUACCGGCAUACUGGUGCUUGUACCAGCUGAAAGCAACGGUGCAGACUCAGACCUCCUACCUGCUUUUUUCAGUGCAACUCGCCACUCAUGUACUCGAGAAACUCAGUUUAGGGAUCUUACUGCUUGUACUCAUCAUGACUGUGGGGUUCUCCAGCUGAGUUGCCGGCCGGCUUUUUGUGUAUGAUCACAGCUGGACAGGCGGACGGCGGCUGAACAGACGAGUUGGACGGAGAUCGUGAGGGGGAUCAUAAAGGCUGUCGUGUUGCUAGUAUCUCUGCUGGCUCAUCUACCAGACCUGCAUUUUGGAUAGUGAGCUCCCAUCAGCUGCACUGUGGCUGACCGGUGACCCCAAUCUGCAGCCUAACCCCCUUCUGGGUCACCACUGAGCUCAUAGAGGUGGUCCGGCCAGGCCUGAUGUGGAAUUUGACCCCGACUGACCCUGUCCCACAAGUAUCCUUUCACUGAGCCUGGACUGGGAAAAAGGACGGAUAAAAGAGCAAGAAGGGCAACUGAGAAGAGAGGAGGAAGAAAGGGAGAGAAGUGAGAGCAGCAGCACAGCGACCGUUCCUCCAGCAUGCCGGUGGAAACCCUGCGGCCAUCAGACGGCCGUCUAGCUGGCGUUCCCUUUACCUCAGCCAUGCCCUUCAGGAUACUUAACAAGGGUCCAGAUUACUUCCGUCGUCAGGCUGAGCCAGGGGCCCGUAAACUGAGUGCAGUAGAGCGUCUGGAGGCAGACAAGGCCAAGUACGUUAAGAGCCAGCAGGUGGCUCUCACCCGUCAGGCACCUAUCAAACCACCAAUCAUACGCAAGCCCCUCAUUCCUCCAGGGAUGAUGCUCCAGUGCCAGAUCAGCACUCCUCCAGCCCGCAAAGUUCCCCGCUGCCCAGUGGAUGUGGAGAAUGGAGGAGGGAGAGAGGGAUCAGGGGGGAGAAGAGGACCAGCUCUUAACUUGGAUAUUCUGAAUAAUCUAAUCAAUGAUGUGUGUGAUGGACCACUGCCCUGUUCCCAGUCAUCUUCCUCCACCUCCCCCUCCUCCUCAUCUCCUUCAUCAGGAGCUAAGAGCAUCGGCAGUAGCCUGUCAGCAGAGCAAGAGAGGAGCAACCGACUCCUCAACAACCUCAAACCUUUGAAUCACGGCACCACCAACUCUUCAUCCACCUCCUCCUGCAAGUCCUCUCCGCUCAACAACAACCUCCGGACCCCUGCAGCAGAACUCACCCGACGUCCACCCCCUAUCCCAGCACGAGCGCCGCGCAUUGGAGUUCCAGCACCGUAUAGCUCCCCUAACUCAGUGACUGUGCGCAGGGUGGAUGUUCGCCCUCAGGCGGAGAUAAGGAAGCCCCAGAGGGCCCAGCUGCAGCCCCAGCUCAGGCCCAGACAGACUCCCCAGGGCCAAGUUGCACACCCCCAGGUUCCACCUCCGCCACCUCCUCCACCCGCUCACAACCAAAUCCAAACCCACCCACUGCUCAACACCCCUUCCCAAACCCUCUCCUCCCCUCCAGCCUAUCUGCCACCCAGUCCCAUGCUGGGCCGAGCAGGUAUGAUCCCACCGGCCUCCCCCGCUUUCACCCGUAUAUCAAACGCCAGCUCCAAGGGGUCUGCCCGUAAGCACCCAUCCUUGCACCGCUCAAAAUCAGACCUGAGUGACCGCUACUCCCGCGCAACAGCUGACCUAGAACGAUUCUUUAACUACUGCGGGCUGGACCCGGAGGAAGUGGAGGGGAUGGGUGGAGUGGAGCGCUUCACAAGAGCCAACUCAGACAUUGUGUCCAUCUCCAAGCUCCGCAGUGUCAGCACGCCCAGCUCGGAGUGCGGAGACGAGGCUGACCGGGCAAGGGAGGACGAACGAGACGAGGAUGACGAGGACGGGCCUGCCAGGGCCAAUGAACGGGUCCCCUACGGCAUCUCCGUCAUUGAGAGGAACGCUCGAGUCAUCAAGUGGUUAUACGGGAUUCGUCAGGCGCGAGACACUAACAAUGCUGUCUCUAACGUAUAGACUAACAAGGACUUGAAAGAACUUCAAAGAAAGAACAGGGAAGUAGUACUAUUUGUAUGUGUACACAUGUCUGAAGAAGGGAAGCCCAAAUGUUCAUCUUCUGCUGCCUUACAUCACGUUUAUGGAUAAUCCAGUAGUUGUUUUUUUUCUGUUUCUUGUGAAGACUCACUUUUGUUAUGGAAAUUUUUAUCUGGGCUGCAAGUCAGGACUGCCUCCCUGCGAAACUAGAUGGACAAUACAUUUCCCCUUUCCUUCACUUGAUCUUGUAUAACAAUAUUGGUAUAUGAAAGCAAUAAUAGACUGGUAUAAAUGAUGAGGAUGAAGCCAGAUGAUGUUUGUGAUUGUGGUUCCUCAUGUAAAGGUACUUAAUGUGUGUGUGUGUGAGUGUGUGUAUGUGUGUAUCAGAGCUUGGCAGCACAAAGUCAAACUGGAAAUUGGCAACACACUGCCAGAGAGCUACAGUGUGGUGACUGUUGAGCAAGCCAGGAAGAGAACCACGUUGAUACUGUGAAACGUCACGAAAAAAGCUUCCAUAAACAAAUUUGUAUUUUCAAAAACCUUUUGGCUGUAAGACUGUUAUUAUACACAUUUUUGUCAGCAUGUGAGUGAAACAUUUGUAUACAUUUACUUUAAUCAUCUCAACCAAGCACACAUAUUACUCUCGCACAGGUAAUCACUUCACGGAACAGAUGUACAUUCAGGUCAAUUACAGUAAAUAUGGUAGCAACUGCAGUUAGUGGUGUCUAUAUAUCUGACUGUAACAUUGUCUAGAUGCCUGUUUGCAUCUGUAACAUGGUUUCAUGUCUUGGAUUACACUGCACUGGUGCAGUGAGAGAAAUCUGUUUACUAUGUAUGUCUUGGCGCGGAUGAAAGAGCAAGUCAUAUGAUAAGGGAUGAUCUCAUAUGGAUGACAUUUGACUUCAUAUGGAUGGUUGAAGUAAGUGUAGCAUGAAAAGUUAUUUUGCCUCCAGAGAGAUGGAGAGAAUAUCAAAAGAUGGGUAAAUGAAGACUGAAAAGAGUAUACUCAUGGAUUAAAAAAGAUAUCUAUGGUGUAUAAAUGUCUGUGGUUCUGAAAGUGUCUCAGGAAGAUGUACUAGACAUACUAAUGAAAAUGGACCAAUAUUUAUUUGGAAAAUAUAAUUUAAUGUAUUUUUAAUAUUGGAGGAUUGUGUACAGAAUUCAAUCUUUUUGCUCUUAAGUGCAAUCGGACCACAUCUACUACAACUACAGUAUAUAUAGGAUCACAUUUAAACACAUGCAAAUACAGGCACCAGUCACAAGUGCGAAUGUUGUACAUGGGAAUGCUACGUGUAACGUGCCCUGCUGCUCCGUGGGGAGCACUGCAGAACGUGAGACUGUUGUAUAUUUAUUUGACUUCCUGUUUGUCGCAGUGAGACAGAGAGAGGAGGUCUGUCUCCCCUGUCAGGCUCUCCACCCUCUGCAUCGAGCUCCUCUAGCUUUUCAGGAUGUUCAGUUUUGUGCACCAGCCAGCUUUUCCUCUUCCUACCUGUACGUAUGACAGACAGAUGAAGAGCGGCAAAUGGUGGCGGUCAGAUCAGAGGGCUGGAGAACACGAUAGCAGCGACAGUGAACAAAGUGUGCUGUUGAAUCUGGCACUGGAUGCCCAAAGAAUCCACAAGUGAAGAUCCAAAAUGAUUUACCAUGGUCUAUUCUAAACCGUUAAUAAAAAAUGUUAAAGUA
This is a messenger RNA of Lates calcarifer (barramundi perch), 3741 nucleotides long. Its product is annotated as protein FAM110B. The record is from RefSeq and is a predicted model, not a curated record. Bases 616 to 2040 code for a protein of 474 amino acids. Lineage: Eukaryota; Metazoa; Chordata; Actinopteri; Centropomidae. The transcript is spliced from 3 exons.